UUUCUCAACUAUCAGAAGUCGCGUGCUCAUCCUGCAAAAGGAUGUCUGUUCACAACGUUGCCUCGAAAAGUUCGGAAAAGCUGCUGUACUUUGGGUUUUUGGUUCUGGUUCGUUCAGUCUUAUGUCAUGGGUUUGAGUUCAAUCCAGGCUCUUAUGAUUUUGGGUCUGUGAUACUGGAGCCUCUGGAGGCGUUGAGAAGAUACGUGGAGUCCAUUGUUGGCACCCAUGUGAUUGAGAUUUGUAUUGAGAAUGCUGUGUUGUACCUUGACUCAGUGUUUGGCCCAGAGAACAUCUAUUCUGUUGCUAUGUUUGUGGAAAUGUUGCUGAAGUUUGUUGCUGAAGGAGCCGCCAGUGGGCUGAACGUCAUUGCUGUGUAUGUGUCUGAGAUACUCAGAGCUACAGGAGUGAACGAGACAAUAUCUAUCCCUCAUUUCACCUCCGAGGGAGUGUCUGCUGUGACCAAGUGUGCUGUGCUGGCUCUGAUUGGUUACUGGCUGCUGUCCUUCCUGCUGCGGGUCACUGUGGCGCUUGUGCGGAGAGUGUUCUGGCUGAUUAAAGCGGUUGUAGUGCUGUGGCUGUUUGUGCGGAUCGUCGGUGACCCCGUCACCCCCCCUGAGGUCACCACAAUGAGACUCACCCUGCUAGUGCUAGUCUGUGCUGUGUUUGGAGUCGCUACGAGCAGCGGAGGAGGAGGGAGUCUGGAAACCCGAAUCAGCAGUCUGGAGGGUCGAGUCAAAGGCAUGGAAAAGAAGAAAAGAGAGUGAUGAGCAGAUCAAAACAAGUAUACGGAUACGGACUCACGAUAACAGAAGGAUGAGGACUCAGGGAUGACAUUCUGAGUGUUUCAUGUAACUUUCAAGCAGCCUUAGGAGUAUUUAUGUCUGAUUUAUCCUGCUUUGAAUAUAUUGCAUAAUUCACUGGACCAGAAAAGGAAUUGCUUUAUUUUCUCUGUAAAGCAAGAAGACAAAACUCCACCAGAAAGCUCUGUGAAUUUCAUGUGGUAUAAUUAAAGCUAUCCUUGAAUGUUGCCUGUUGCUUUAUGACUGUCAUUGCAUGAACAUAUUAAUGUUCAGUUCAACUGUACAACAACAGUAACAAUACGAAAUCAACACAAUGAAGACACUGAUUAGGGAAACACAUAGAUCUAUGCUGGCAAUGUCUGACUGGACUAUAGCCUACAUUUGAAUGUACUCUGGCCUUUUUUGACACAAUAUGGAUAAAAUGUAUUAGAUAUAUAUUUGCAUAUAACUAUCAUGACUGAAUAAAUCUGGAUAAUUUGCCUAUG
Molecule: messenger RNA, 1285 nt
Organism: Rhinichthys klamathensis goyatoka
Lineage: Eukaryota; Metazoa; Chordata; Actinopteri; Cypriniformes; Leuciscidae
Exons: 4
Coding region: 42-764 (240 amino acids)
Biological process (GO): cellular response to gamma radiation; intrinsic apoptotic signaling pathway in response to DNA damage by p53 class mediator
Source: RefSeq, a predicted model, not a curated record